Molecule: messenger RNA, 2036 nt
Organism: Dermatophagoides farinae (American house dust mite)
Lineage: Eukaryota; Metazoa; Arthropoda; Arachnida; Sarcoptiformes; Pyroglyphidae
Gene: Mau2
Product: Mau2 sister chromatid cohesion factor
Biological process (GO): mitotic sister chromatid cohesion
Molecular function (GO): protein binding
Source: RefSeq, a predicted model, not a curated record
UUUUAUUUUUCAAUUUUCAAUUUUUUUUUGGCUUCUGUCAACAUUGAUGAAAAUUUGAACGAUUUAAAUUCACAAUUUGUACAUUAUCAUGAUUUUUCAACUUUGAUUCCAUUUUAUAAUUAAAGUAAAAUUAAUUUCGAAAUUAACGAUGAAUAGUUAUAAUCCAGAAAAUGCCUACCUUACACUGGUUUCGUUGGCCGAAGAAUUUCGGACUCAAAAACCUCCCGAUAUACGAAAUUGUGUACAAUGUUUGACGGCCAUCAUCAAUCUUCGUGUUCCUUAUCCGGCAAUCGAAGCUAAAACUCAUCUACAAAUUGGUUCACUACUAUUGGAGCAUUCGAAUAAUCUUGAAUUGGCCAAAGUUCAUCUUAAAAAAGCUUGGGGUCAAGCAGAAACUAUAGCCAAUUGUGAAGAUAUCAUUUAUGAAUCGAUAUCAUUACUUGCUCGUAUCUAUGAAAAAAUGAAUCAUACAUUAGGUGCCAAAGAAAUUUUACUUAAAGGUGUCGAAAAAUCUUGUCAUUCAAUCUAUUGGCACAUUAAAUUAUUAUUUCAAUUAGCGCAAAUUCAUGCCAAUGAUCAAGAAUAUAAUGAAGCAGCGAAUGUAUUAAAUAUUGGUGCAGAAUAUGCAAAUAUCUCCGGUGCUCAUUAUACACGAAUACUUUUUCUAUUAAGUCGUGGAAUGGUAUUGAUGAUUGAUAAACGUAUCAAUGAAGUGCAUCCUGUUUUAAAUCUUGCCGGUCAAUUGGUUGAAUCAUGGCAAGGAAAUGUUCAUCUAAAAGAGGCAUUAAAAGUAUUCUUUUUAGUACUACAAGUAUGUCAUCAUUUGAAUGCAGGCCAAGUGAAAAGUGUACGGCCAAGUUUAAAACUAUUACAACAAAGUAUUCAGAAUAUAACGGCUACAUCAUUUCAUCUUGAUGACGAAUAUAUGAGCCUAAAUUCAAACGAUACUUUUAUUUGGAUGCCUAAAGAACAUAUGUGUGUUUUAGUAUAUUUGGUAACCGUAUUACAUUCAAUGCAAUCUGGUUAUAUGGAAAAAGCACAAAAAUAUACGGAAAAAGCAUUGAUGCAAAUCGAUAAAUUACGAAGCGUCGGUAGUCAUCAAAUGUUGAAUACAUUUCAAUUGAUUCUAUUGGAACAUAUAGCAAUGUGUCGUUUAGUGAUGGGCAACAGAACUUUGGCAAUCAAAGAAAUUGUUCAAGCAUUAAAUAUUUGUUAUCGAGAUACAAAAUUAAAAUUUCGACAUAAACCAUUGAUACAUUCAUUAUUGGGAAUGUAUGCAAUGUCUAUGAAUAUAACCGAUUGUGCUGAAAGCCAAUUACGACUUUCAUUAACGCUACAUGGUGCAUCAAACGAAGCACGAAUAUUGACUAGCCUAAAUUUGGCCAUUGUUUAUUUACGUAAUAAACGUGAAAAUGAAUUGAAUGAAUUGUUGGUCAAUCUGAAUCCGGAAUCACUUCAUUCAAACUCACAAAGUUUAAAAGCAGCCGCUUAUUAUGUUUUUGGUUUAAAUUCAUAUUUUCAAGCUCGUUAUAAUGAUGCCAAACGAUACUUGCGUGAAACACUUAAAAUGGCCAAUGGUGAAGAUUUGAAUCGUUUGACAUCAUGUUCAUUGGUUUUACUUGGACACAUUUUCUAUUCAUUAGGAAAUAGUCGUGAAAGUUUAAACAUGGUAACACCAGCCAUGCAAUUGGCUAGUAAAAUACCAGAUACACAGGUCCAAUUAUGGGCAACGGCUUUAUUGAAAGAUUUAUAUGAUUCUGGUAGCGCUAAACAAGCCGAAGCAAUACAGAUGCAUAAUCAAUUUUCACAAAUUUUAUUGAACGAUCAAUAUCAAGCAUUACAUCUAAAUGAACAUGGAUACAUUAAUUGGUAUAGUGAACAUUGACCAUAUUAACCACCGGAUGUUGAAUAAAGUAAUCGAUAGAAUCUUGUCAACAAAACAUAUAAAGCAAACAGAAUAAUGUGUUUGUGUGUAAAUAUUUAACCAUUAUUAUAGACACUUGGAUAAAAAUAAAUUUUCCUUCAAACUCUUUCAA